AUGAAGCUCUCAACUGCCAUUAUCACUUCCGUUCUGGCUAUCGGUGCCUCUGCCUUUGACAAGUACCAGCCGCUCCUAGCAUGGGGAAAACGCGACUAUCCCUGCAUCAACGUCUACCAGGGAAUUCCUGAUAAUGCUGCCGUGGCUCCAGGAACUACCAUCACCCUCCGCUUCAACCGCGCCCCGACAACCCACUGCUCUGAUCCCCUCACAACCUAUCCCGGUAACGCUUACCGCGUUUGGCUGUACAAUAACCCUGUCCGUGUCCCCAACUCUGUCAACUAUGACCAGUCGAUCAGGAUCACGGAUGGGAUUGCCGAAACGGAUGGAGAGGUGACCAUCACCAUCCCCGCGGAUCUGCCGGCGGUUAACGACGACUCGGUGUGGUAUCUGCGUGUUAGUACGGAGCUGUCGACGGCGCCUCAGAUGCCUAGUUUGUUUGAUGCGCUUGGUCCUUUCACUAUUCGGGCAUAA
This is a messenger RNA of Aspergillus clavatus NRRL 1, 474 nucleotides long. RefSeq lists its product as uncharacterized. The transcript is spliced from 3 exons. The record is from RefSeq and is a predicted model, not a curated record. Bases 1 to 474 code for a protein of 157 amino acids. Lineage: Eukaryota; Fungi; Ascomycota; Eurotiomycetes; Eurotiales; Aspergillaceae.